Messenger RNA from Cheilinus undulatus (humphead wrasse), 2078 nucleotides. Its product is annotated as septin-8-A-like. The transcript has 10 exons. Gene Ontology annotation, molecular function: GTPase activity; molecular adaptor activity; GTP binding. Gene Ontology annotation, cellular component: septin ring; septin complex; cell division site. The record is from RefSeq and is a predicted model, not a curated record. Gene Ontology annotation, biological process: cytoskeleton-dependent cytokinesis. Lineage: Eukaryota; Metazoa; Chordata; Actinopteri; Labriformes; Labridae. Bases 54 to 1334 code for a protein of 426 amino acids.
UGAGAGGAGCAGGUCUGACUGAACACAUAAUUCCUGCACCGACUCUUGUGACUAUGGCGGCCAAUGAGGUUGAUGUUUUCGCAAAUGAAGAGAAGCGAAACUUGGAGCUCAGAGGCCAUGUUGGGUUUGACAGUCUCCCUGAUCAGCUGGUCAGCAAGUCAGUCGCUCAGGGAUUCUGCUUUAACAUCCUUUGCGUAGGUGAGACUGGGAUUGGCAAGUCCACAUUAAUGAACACUCUCUUCAAUACAACAUUUGAAAACGAGGAAGCCAGCCACUAUGAGAAAGAGGUACAGUUACGCCCUCAAAUGUACAAUCUGCAGGAGAGCAACGUCAAGCUCAAGCUGACCAUUGUGCACACUGUGGGGUUCGGAGACCAGAUCAACAAAGAAGACAGCUACAAACCCAUUCUUGAGUAUAUUGAUACUCAGUUUGAAAAGUACCUUGAAGAGGAAAUGAAAAUAAAACGCUCCCUGUUUAACUGCCAUGACACAAGAAUCCACAUCUGCCUGUAUUUCAUCGCCCCUAACGGGCACUCCCUGAAGUCCUUGGAUCUUGUUACAAUGAAGAAACUGGACAGCAAGGUAAACAUCAUCCCUGUUAUUGCAAAGGCAGACACGGUGUCCAGGAGUGAACUGGACAAAUUAAAGAUCAAAAUAAUGAGUGAGCUGGUCAGUAAUGGAGUGCAGAUUUAUCAGUUUCCCACAGAGGAUGAAGCUGUUGCAGAAAUCAACUCCUCCAUGAAUACACAUCUUCCCUUUGCUGUGGUUGGAAGUGUUGAAGACGUUAAAGUUGGCAAUAAGAUGGUGAAAGCGCGGCUGUACCCCUGGGGAUCAGUACAGGUGGAAAAUGAAAACCACUGUGAUUUUGUGAAGCUGAGGGAGAUGCUGCUGCGUGUGAACAUGGAGGAUCUCCGAGAGCAAACGCAUGCUCGACACUAUGAGCUCUACCGUCGCUGCAAGCUGGAAGAGAUGGGCUUCAAGGACACAGACCCAGACAGCCAAUCAUUCAGCCUCCAGGAAACAUAUGAAACCAAGAGGAAGGAGUUUCUUGUGGAUCUGCAGCGCAAAGAGGAAGAAAUGAGACAGAUGUUUGUCAACAAAGUGAAGGAGACAGAAGCAGAGCUCAAAGAAAAGGAAAAGGAGCUCCAUGAGAGGUUCGAGCAGUUGAAGCGAAUGCACCAGGAAGAAAAAAAGAAUCUGGAGGAGAAAAGACGAGAGCUAGAGGAGGAGAUGAAUGCCUUCAACAGAAGAAAGGUCGCAGCGGAGACACUGAUGGGACAAGCACUGCAAGGUUGCUCACAGCCAUUCAAGAAGGACAAGGACAAGAAGAAUUGAUUUAUCCAACAUCCAGGGAUACCAGGAAUGUGUCUGCCAUCAGCAUGGGAAAAAGGCCUGUCAUAUCUGACAUUACUUCCUGGCACUGUAUGUGUGGUGUCACAGUGACUGCACGUAUGUGAGCCUAAUAAAGUGAUGGCUCUAAGCCACUGUUUACUUAUGGGUCAAAAAGGUAGCUUUGCUUUGUGUUUUUGAUUUGUCCCUAAUGCUGACUGUGCUCAACACACAAUCCGCUUAACGUUUUUUUUUUUUUUUUAACACAUUUUAUACUUUGUUUCAUGUUCUUGUCAUGAAAUAUAUUUGCCUCCAGUCUUACAUUUAUGUUUCUCAGUGAGAAGAGUUGAGAUUUACUACAGGAGAAUUUCAGUUAAUGACUGGAUUGAACUAAUGACUGUGAGCUAGGAAAUAUGUACGUAAAUUAACAUUCAGCAAUCAUUUGUAUUUAUAACUGCAUUAUUCACAAGUUGAAUGGUUUUCUUUUGGCCUUUUUUUAAAAACAGAAUUUCUUAAAAUACAGAAAAAAGUUUUUUCUAUUCUGUAUAGUUUAUAGUAGGACAUUAAAUUUUCUUACAUGCAUCAUACAUCUUACAUUUUCUUUCUCUAUGCAAACACAUAAAAAAAGAUUGGAUUAACUCUCAAAAUCCUGAAUGUGUGUCAAAUAUGUUGCAUCCAUUUAUGUUCAAAUAAAUGUUGGAAAAAUUCAAAACUUGUAAUCAGUUCAUCUGUUGGUCAGUUGAACCCAUU